UUCUCAUGGGAAUUGGAUCCUGCUUUGAAUGGAGACAGGCAUUACAAUGUUUUUACCCCUGAACUUUAUCCCAGCUUAGAAGAUAUUAUGGGAAUUGUUACUUCAGGGAUUGAUGAAGAUAUAGAUUCAGCAGUGUUAUUUGGAACUUUGCGAGGAAGUGUGGUUGGUUUACGAUAUUAUGAUGGUGUGGUCAAUAAUGAUGAAAUGGUGGCUCUUCAGCGAGAACCUAAUAAUCCAUAUGAUAAGAAUGCUGUAAAAGUAAACAAUAUGAAUGGUGAUCAAGUAGGCCACAUAAAAAAAGAACUGGCAGCUUGCUUGGCUUAUAUCAUGGACAACAAAUUGGCUGUUGUGGAAGGGGUUGUUCCUCAUGGAGCAGAUAAUGCUUUCACUAUGCCGGUGCAAUUGAGCUUUUGGGGAAAAGAAGAAAAUAAGCAAGUGCUUCUAGAAAGACUAAAAAUGCAUGGAUUAAAGUUAGCACCUCCAGGAAAAUUUUCAGGGUUUGGUUUUGAGACUGGCAGGACAUCUGGCAGAGGUAGAACACGUUACAAUGCUCCAAGCCAUGGUGCUAUCCAAAUGACAACUGAACAGCUUAAAACCGAAUUUGACAAACUUUUUGAAGACUUGAAAGAAGAUAAUAAGACCUGUGAAAUGGAAGCAGCAAAGGCUGUUUUGACUCCUUUACUGCCACACCAGAAGCAAGCUUUAGCUUGGAUGAUUUUGCGAGAAAACAAUAACGAUCUUCCUCCAUUUUGGGAAGAACGAAAUAACUUCUUCUACAAUACAAUUAUACAUUUUGCUGAAAGAAAUAGACCAGAAAACGUGCUCGGAGGAAUAUUGGCAGAUGAUAUGGGACUGGGCAAAACACUUACUAUGAUUGCAGUAAUUCUUACCAACUUCCAUAAUGGGAAGCCUCUUCCUCUUGAAAAGAAAAUAAAUCAAAUGGAAAAGAAACAUAUUCCUACUGCACAAAAGAACUUACAAGCACCCAAUUGUGGCUUGCAGCUGAAUGCUUCCAAUUCAAAAGAGGAAAGUGACUCUCUUCCCUCACAAUCUUCCAGGUCCUAUCCAAAAAGAGUUAUGGGCAAGAAAUCAAAGUGCACAAUAAGCAGUGACACAGAAAAUGAGCAGGAAGUUGCAGACCAAAUAAAAACUAAAGGGAAAAAAACAAAUUUAAGAGCAAGGAAAAGAAAACUAGAUGAUGUUCCUGUACAGCCAAAGAAAAAUGAAGUUGAUAAUGUUAGAGGAACGCUGAUCAUUUGUCCUGUUUCUGUCCUAAGUAACUGGAUUGACCAACUUGAACAACAUGUUGAUCCAAAUAUUCAGUUGAAUACUUAUGUUUACUAUGGCUCGGAACGGAACAAAGAUCUGAAAGUACUUUCCAAGCAGGAUAUUGUCUUAACAACAUACAAUGUUUUAGCUACUGACUAUGGGACCAGAGAUAACAGUCCUUUACAUAAAUUAAAAUGGCUGAGAAUUGUGUUGGAUGAAGGUCAUACAAUACGAAAUCCAAAUGCUCAACAGACAAAAGCUGUUUUAGAUCUGAAUGCACAAAGAAGAUGGAUCUUGACAGGCACACCUAUUCAGAAUUCUUUAAAGGACUUGUGGUCUCUCCUUUCCUUCUUAAAGUUGAAGCCUUUUACAGACAGAUUGUGGUGGCAGAGAACAAUCCAGCGGCCUGUCACUAUGGGAGAUGAAAGAGGGCUUAAGCGUUUACAAUCUCUAAUUAAGAGCAUUACUCUUCGAAGAACUAAAACAAGCAAAGUUAAUGGGAAGCCAGUUUUGAAGCUCCCAGAACGUAAAGUAUUUAUUCAGCAUAUUACACUUACAGAUGAAGAGAAUGCCAUCUAUCACUCUGUGAAAAACGAGACUAAAGCUGCUAUAAGCAGGUAUUUUGCUGAGGGAAGCGUUUUGGCCCACUAUGCAGAUGUUCUUGGUGCUUUGCUCAGAUUGAGACAAUUGUGCUGUCACCCAUCUCUCUGCUCCAGUGUCUCUCAAUCCAGUUCUCUAGAGAGUACUUCUGAAGAAUUCCGUGACAUAUUAAUACAGAAGAUGAAGUUAGUUCUAAGCUCUGGAUCAGAUGAAGAAUGUGCUAUUUGCUUGGAUUCGCUGGCUACUCCGAUAAUAACACACUGUGCCCAUGUGUUCUGUAAGACCUGCAUUUGUGAAGUCAUCCAAAGAGAAAAGGCAAAUGCAAGAUGUCCUCUUUGUAGAAAUAAAGUUUCAUCAGAACAUUUAAUAGAAUGCCAUUUGGAAGAAACUCAUGAUGAAAAACAUACUAAACAGCAAUGGGCAUCUAGUUCAAAGGUCAAUGCAUUGAUGCAUGCUUUGAUUGAGCUAAGAAAACAAAAUCCAGCUAUUAAGAGUUUAAUUGUUUCACAGUUCACAAAAUUUCUGUCUGUAAUAGAAACUCCACUAAAGGAAUCUGGAUUUGUCUUCGUCCGUUUUGAUGGGUCUAUGAACCAGAAACAAAGAGUAGAAGCAAUUCAGCAGUUCCAAAACAGUGAAACUGGGUCUCCAACUGUAAUGUUGUUAUCAUUGAAAGCGGGUGGAGUUGGUUUGAAUCUGACAGCAGCUUCCCGGGUAUUUUUAAUGGAUCCUGCUUGGAAUCCUGCUGCGGAGGAUCAGUGCUUUGACAGAUGUCAUAGACUUGGGCAGAAACAGGAUGUUAUCAUCACCAAGUUUAUUGUAAAGAAUUCUGUUGAAGAAAAUAUGCUUAAGAUCCAGAACAAGAAGAGAGAACUUGCAGCUGGAGCCUUUGGAACCAAAAAAUCUUCUACUGGUGAAACAAAAAUGAAUGAAAUCAGGACUCUGAUGGAUAUGUAAUUUAAAAUAUUGGAACAAAUUCAGCUUUAAAAAUAAGUUGAUGUUAUAUGUUCAGACAACUUAAUAUUGGAAAAUAAUCUUUCUAAUAACUGCAAGGUAUUUUUGCAAAUAGCAAAUAAGGAAUCAUUAAUAUACGUACUCAUUAGUAUACGUACUCAUAUUGGGCAAAUGGUCCAGAGAAGUAACAAACUUUAGUGUAGUAAACUCAAGUCUAUAUGUUCAGUUUCUAUAUUAAGAGCAAUGCUUAAUUACAGUUGAAUGUAUACAAUAUUUUGUUAAAUGAUGUUUUAGAUAUUUUUUUAUGUGAACACCUGAGUUGUAUUUUUUUUUUUUUGGCUUGGAUUGUAUCUACAUUUGUUGCAAGUUAACUUGUAACUUAUGUAAGUUUUGCACACUGGAGUUAAUGUUACUAUGUAUUAUGUUUUGUAUUCACUGUAUAUUAGCAACUAAAUAGAAUAAGUUUUACAAAUGUAUAUUGGAAAAAAAUGAAGAAAAGUGCAUAUGCCAGCAAUGGCAUUCCUGUCAGUUUUGUCCCAUGUUUUCCCGUUAGAAGAUCUGAAUAGGGAUUCAAAAUGUGUUCAAAUGAAUGCACUUAUGUAAAAUAUCAGGCCUAUAAACUUCCUUUAUGCCUGCAUUUGGUUUGUGUUUAUUGAAAAAUAAGAAAUCGUUUAAACUGUUUUUCUGCUAUCAAUAGUAAUGUAAAACUAUUGUGUAUUUCUAGUUUGAUUUCUAGGCAAAUAAAAUUUUUAUCAAGA
This is a messenger RNA of Notechis scutatus (mainland tiger snake), 3578 nucleotides long. The record is from RefSeq and is a predicted model, not a curated record. NCBI's taxonomy places the organism in Eukaryota, Metazoa, Chordata, Lepidosauria, Squamata, Elapidae.